GCGACUGUCAUUCUCAUCUGGUUUUGGAGCUCGGCCUGCAAGUGUUUGCAGUGAUUAUAUUUUUUUAAUCCAGCUUCUUUAUUUCUGGCCCAACGUUUAUUAUAUUUGUGUAUUUCUGGUUGUCUCGCUAAGUGGUCCAGAUUUUUUUAAAUUUAAGCUUACAAUGUCGGUGAUCGAGUUCCUAAAGGAUCUGCCGUCUUACGAUGAACAUAACUUUACAUUGUACAACACGGAUCAUGGCAUCAGAUAUUGCUCUAAGAGACCUUCGAUAUACCUCCCCACUAAGGACAUUCCUUCAGAACAGAUAAUAGUAACAGAAAAAACAAAUAUCCUCCUAAGAUAUCUACACCAGCAGUGGGAGAAAAAGAAUAACAACUCCCCCAAGAAAAGGGACCAGAGCCACCUCGAGCAGAAUGGCGACGAGCCGCGCCCGCGCAAGAGGCCCUGUCUCAACUCCCCGCUCAACUGAAACCACUCCGGAAAAGUUGUGCUUCAGUAUUGAACAUUCAAGUGUACGGCAUUUUUGUAUUACAGUUUGUAUUCCGCUAUAUCAAAAUAUAA
Molecule: messenger RNA, 561 nt
Organism: Cydia fagiglandana
Lineage: Eukaryota; Metazoa; Arthropoda; Insecta; Lepidoptera; Tortricidae
Product: DET1- and DDB1-associated protein 1
Exons: 4
Coding region: 164-469 (101 amino acids)
Biological process (GO): positive regulation of proteasomal ubiquitin-dependent protein catabolic process
Cellular component (GO): Cul4-RING E3 ubiquitin ligase complex
Source: RefSeq, a predicted model, not a curated record